Messenger RNA from Lentinula edodes (shiitake mushroom), 1499 nucleotides. RefSeq lists its product as uncharacterized. The record is from RefSeq and is a predicted model, not a curated record. Lineage: Eukaryota; Fungi; Basidiomycota; Agaricomycetes; Agaricales; Omphalotaceae. Bases 128 to 1405 code for a protein of 425 amino acids. The transcript has 4 exons.
CCUUGACAAUAUGACAGCCCAGUGUUUAACGCUGAUCAUCAGUUGUCGAGUAGAACGAGACCCAGGUAGGUCUGAGGAGGUCUGAGUAUAACUUUAGCGCUAGGCUAGGAUUUCCCGCGAGUGAAAGAUGUCCACUUCGCCAAGCGAGCUACUUCUACCUUUGGAGCUCAUUCAUUCCAUCGUCGAUAUAUGCGCUGAAGACGACACACCAGUCGAUCUUCUCAAAACCCUUACCUUGGUUUCUCCUUGCCUGCGUCCUCAUGCGCGCAAACGACUUUGGGAGCACGUCUUUCUACCUCCGAAACGAGCUACUUGGCUUGCACAACAGGGAAAGGACUACACCGAGAUUGUGGAGGGUUUGGCUGAAGUUGAAAACUUAUCCGCUCUCGUCAAAUAUCUACAUCUGAAUCCCUAUCCACCAGGGAUUCUUUCACAUUUCCUUCAAAAAAUUCACUUUGUUGAAGUGGAACACGUCUUUAUCCAGGGAUACAACGCGAGAGCUCCUGCAGCUACUUCUCCUAGGGUACUAGCGCAUUUCCUAAGUCAAAACUCUGACCUUCAUACGCUGGAUCUUAGCUCUGCUAGGAUCAACGCGGGUGCGCUCUUCGAACUGCUGUCGCAGUCUAGAUUGCGAGUUCUGCGCACCUUGCGCCUUAACUACCUCAGGAUCAGUACCGGCGAUGACGAAGAAGAGCAUCUUCAAGAACUCACCUGGGACGCGGUAUCUGACUUGCUAUUAACACGGAGUGGACGCAUAGAACGGCCUUCUUUGCAAACUCUGAGUCUCAACACGGUCCUUUCGAAUGAUACAUUUACAUACGCAUUUUUCACACAUCCCAAGUCGCUCUUCGACAUUUCUCUACUCCAGAAGCUCACGCUUCAUAUAUCACGUUCGACGAAUCAAGCUUUGUUUGACUUUUCCAAUGUCAUCGAUCUGUGUUGCCUCUCUGUCCAAACGUUGCUUAUCCAUGGGUGGCAAGACGUCACUUCCUCCGAGUCUUAUUUGUUAGGCAGAUUCCAGAACGCGAACCAAGUAGAACUAGUCAUUCACGGUUCUGGUCUUGGUUCAGAUCUCAAUGCCCAAUCGCCUGAAACUUCGCUCUCGUUGGCGUUCCCGCAACUUUCAAUACUGACACGUCUACGAAAGCUCACGAUUAGGCUUCGCUUCUGUCUUAACGCGAUGACCAUCUUGAACGAUUCACUUAACGGAAUGUUAAGGUUACUUUCCAGACAACUUCCUGGCAUUCAGGAAAUAUGUAUCUUGGUAGACGGAUUUACAUCCUACAGUGUUUUCUCGUGGAAUCAAGAUACACAAACACUAUUUCAAGAAAGUAGAAGUUAUCGUGGGCAACAACCGCUGGAUUUACUACAAAUCUUAAUGACAGCUAAGCCUCGCACAGGGUAAGGCAAAUAUACGGGGUCAUCACUUGUGGGGUUAACUCGGGUUGUAGUUAAAGUUUAAGGUCGGCGCCAUCUGAGUCGAAGGCACAACAGAGACA